AGGGCAGAUAGAGGGCUGUUCGGCGGGAAAAAGAUCGGGUUUGGAAACAACGUCUCGUUCUCCGAGCGCAAGACUCGUCGAACUUGGAUGCCCAACGUUCAGCAGAAGAGGUUAUGGAGCGAUUGCUUUGACACUAUGAUCAAGCUGCGCAUCACCACAUCGGUUCUCAAGACCAUCGACAAGCAUGGAGGGCUAGACAACUACCUUGUCAACACAGCCGACGUGAAGCUCGACUCGGCGUUGGGCGUAAAGCUCAAGCAGAUGGUGUGA
This is a messenger RNA of Guillardia theta CCMP2712, 270 nucleotides long. RefSeq lists its product as hypothetical. The record is from RefSeq and is a predicted model, not a curated record. Gene Ontology annotation, molecular function: structural constituent of ribosome. Gene Ontology annotation, cellular component: ribosome; mitochondrial large ribosomal subunit. The transcript has 2 exons. NCBI's taxonomy places the organism in Eukaryota, Cryptophyceae, Pyrenomonadales, Geminigeraceae. The annotation marks the transcript as partial. Gene Ontology annotation, biological process: translation.